Messenger RNA from Microdochium trichocladiopsis, 2988 nucleotides. RefSeq names its product armadillo-type protein. Lineage: Eukaryota; Fungi; Ascomycota; Sordariomycetes; Xylariales; Microdochiaceae. Gene Ontology annotation, biological process: post-transcriptional regulation of gene expression. The transcript is spliced from 5 exons. Bases 1 to 2988 code for a protein of 995 amino acids. Gene Ontology annotation, cellular component: cytoplasm. Gene Ontology annotation, molecular function: mRNA binding. The record is from RefSeq and is a predicted model, not a curated record.
AUGCCUCUUACCGCGACCGAUCUCCAAUACACCCCGGCACAGCUCCCCGAAUCCUCAACAGGCGCCACUCUUGAAAAGAAGAAGCUCGAAUAUGAACGGCUACGCGAACAGAAACGCCGCUUCGAGGCGGAGAUGCAGAAGCUGGAUCAGCAGCAACUUCGGGAAGAAUAUGAUAUCGCGCAAAUGCAGGAGGAUCUGGGUCGCGGAAACACGUUGACCAUCACCGGUCACCAGUCGGAGCCUACGACGCCACCCGAAUAUCGCGAGACCAGCUUUGGCUUCCCAACAGCCUUCUCGCGGCCCAACCGAUAUUCCAUGUCCAGCCUUGUCUCCCCGCCGGGUUUCUUCAACCGCUCGAGCCGGCCUGGCUCACAGCUGACGUCCCCUCCAUCUGGCUUGUCCCAGGCUCAAAGCCACGCGCGCUUCUCAUACGGGGACUACUUGCCCUCCCACUCAAUGCCGACAACCAGGAGGAACAGUGAUGACGAGGAAAAAGAGCUUGCUCUUCGCCAGGAUCCCUCGAGCCACCGCUCAAGCAAUGCCGUCAACCGCUACUCUAUGCCUGUAACUCGGCGUGGAAAUCUGUACGACAAUAUCGACCAGACGAACGCCGCCGGCUUCCUCUUUCGAGACGACGAGGCUGCUUCCGACCCGCACAAGUACAGUGCCAUCGACAGCAGUGCAGAUGAGGGUUAUCCUGUGCCCUUUGCAAAAAUGGUCAAUCAUAAUAUGCUCUUCCUGUUUGGGCGGGCAGUGUAUCCCACUGCUGACGCCUCAUAUCUGCUCUACCGCUCUGUUGUAGCCAGUGCCUUGUACUUUGCUCUUGAGCUAAUCCGUUUUACCCCUCUGCAGGUGCCUUCGACUACAGCUGCUAUGGAUCUUGCGACUCAACGAGCAGGAGGAGAAGCUACUUCCGCUGGCUGGGCCAGCAUGUCUCGGCAUCGUCAACAGCAGAGCUUGUCGAAUGUGGGGCCUGCACAACCGAGCAUCGUCGAGCCGAGCACGGCAACACAGGCAGCGCCGGGCGACGCGGGCGGUAUGGCCUCGCGGCAGGUGCGCCACUCGGCAGAGAUUGGCCAGUACCGGGACACGGCCAACGACGGCGCUGCGACGGCAUCCCUCUCGCCCUCCUCCUCGAAGCAGGCCAUGGUCACGCCUCCGAGACUGCAGUCGUCCCACUCGUCCAACGACAUUGCAACAAUCAAAAGCCCCAGUGUACUUGCCAACCCGAAUGCUCACGCUCAGCAGCACCUGCACAACCACAACGCCAGCAUUGGUCGGAUCCCUCCCGGAGCUGUCAAACGCCACAGUCGCGAGUUGUCAUCCGAAGGUCACGCUCCCGUCACUCAAUCCGCCAGCUUCGCUUCGAUUCAGUCCCAGUUGCACGCCAACGCUCCUUCUUUCGGACCAACUGCAAGCAGCCAGACCGCUGGGCAACCGACCAUGGGCUCCAUGCCUCCCGUUUCAGGCCCUGGCGGGCCUACCCAGUAUCAACAACCCUACUUCGCCGGUCCUGGUUAUGGUCCUGCUAAUGGCUAUGGCAUGUCUUUCCUCCCCAUGGGCAUGCAGAACAUGAACCUCAACGGCUAUCAACAAGGCUAUAGUGGCUAUGCACCAUCUUAUCCGCCCUCUGGACAGCAGGGCCAGCAGCAACAGCAGCCGCGUGACUCGCAACAACGUGUGAUCCAGGCACGGCGCGCCCAAGAUAAUGAAGCUGCCGUCAAGUAUCAGAACAAGCCAUUUGAGGAGUGCAUUGGCGAAAUCUAUGAAAUGGCCAAGGAUCAGCAUGGCUGCCGUUAUCUCCAGAAGCAGCUUGAAGCCAGAAACCCUGAGCAAAUCCACCUUAUCUGGCUGGAAACGAACCCCCACAUUGUCGAGCUCAUGACAGAUCCCUUCGGUAAUUAUUUGUGCCAGAAGCUUCUCGAAUUUUGCAACGACGAUGAGCGCACCGUAUUGAUACAGAACGCCUCUGUCAACAUGGUGGACAUCGCUCUCAACCAGCACGGCACCAGGGCCUUGCAGAAGAUGAUAGAGUUUGUCUCAGCUCCCAUCCAGGUCGAGCUCAUCAUCCAGGCUCUCCAACGCGAUGUUGUGCACAUGAUCAAGGACCUGAAUGGUAAUCACGUCAUUCAGAAAUGCUUGAACAAGCUCACUGCCGCCGAUGCCGAGUUCAUCUUCAGCGCUGUCGGCGCCAAUUGCGUCGAAGUGGGCACCCAUCGCCACGGCUGCUGUGUCCUGCAGCGCUGUAUCGACCAUGCCUCAGGCCCGCAGAAGGCGUGGCUCGUGGCCAGGAUUACGGACUCAGCCUUGCAGCUUGUGCAGGAUCCCUUCGGCAACUACGUGGUGCAGUACAUCAUUGAUCUUAACGAGCCACUGUUCACGGAGCCACUCGUGCAGAACUUCCUCGGCCAGAUCGGUGACCUUUCCCGCCACAAGUUCAGCUCCAAUGUCAUUGAGAAAUGUCUCCGUUGCGCCUCGGAGCAAUCUACGGACGCCAUGGUCAAGGAGCUGCUCAACUCUGGCGAGAUGGACAAGCUGCUGCGUGACUCCUUUGGCAAUUACGUCGUCCAGACAGCACUUGAGCACUCUUCUUACUCCAUGAAGCCUCAGCUCGCAGACAUGAUCCGGCCUCUACUACCCAGCAUCCGCAGCACCCCCUAUGGACGGCGUUUGCAAGCGAAGAUUCAGGCUUACGACAGCCACACGCGCAGCAGCAAUUCCAGUGGUCAAGCCACACCUGCUGAUCCGACUCAGGGCCAGGUUCCUUUGCGUGCCCCUGCGACCAACCGUGGCGUCCAGAACCAACACGCAGGUCCUGGCAAUGGCUAUCCAACCAGCAUGCAUGGUGGCCGAGGUCAAGGCCACUACAAUGCCAAUUCCCACAGCUCUUCACAAACUGGCCGUGCCAACUCGUAUCAGUCGUACAGUGCCAACGGCAAUAGCCGGAAUGGACCUGCGCAGGGCAGCGCCGACGGCCAGUUUUUCUGA